Molecule: messenger RNA, 908 nt
Organism: Dendronephthya gigantea
Lineage: Eukaryota; Metazoa; Cnidaria; Anthozoa; Malacalcyonacea; Nephtheidae
Product: NAD(P)H-hydrate epimerase-like
Exons: 3
Coding region: 118-888 (256 amino acids)
Cellular component (GO): mitochondrion
Molecular function (GO): NAD(P)HX epimerase activity
Source: RefSeq, a predicted model, not a curated record
AAUAAACUAAAUAAAGUUAAAACUUUGAUCUUAAAACCCGUAUUGGCACAGGGCUUUUUACACAGAGGUCAAACGUCGUAUGUUUAUUUCAACAGGACUUCCGAAAUCAUUGUCUUUAUGUUUGCGCGAUUAAUUUAUAGAAAACAUUUCAGCUUAACUCGCAGUUCUUGUCUUCGUUUCAUUCAAACAAGAACAAUGAAGUUCUUAACACAAGAAGAAGCGCAAAAAAUUGACCAGGAGCUUUUUAAUGAGUUUGCAUUCAGCGUUGAUCAAUUGAUGGAACUGGCUGGUUUUAGUGUUGCUCUUGCACUUACCAAAGCUUAUCCUAACACACUUGGAAAACCCAGUGCUGUUUUAGUUUGUUGUGGUCCUGGAAAUAAUGGAGGAGAUGGUUUGGUUGCAGCUAGACACUUAAAAAUGUUUGGCUAUAACCCAUCAAUAUUUUAUCCUAAGAGAACUGACAAACAGCUGUAUAAAAACCUUGUCACGCAAUGUACCAUGAUGGACAUACCAUUUAUCACAGACCUUCCUGCAGCCUCAGACAUUGAUGGAACAUAUAGUUUUAUUGUUGAUGCAAUAUUUGGCUUCAGUUUCAAAGGGAAUAUCAGAGAACCAUUUUGUGGUGUUAUCAACACACUGAAAAAUGUUACAGUUCCUCUAUGUUCAGUGGAUGUUCCCUCUGGUUGGGAUGUGGAAAAAGGUGCCCCAGAUGGUCUACAGCCAGAUUUUCUUAUCUCUCUCACAGCUCCUAAACUUUGUGCCAAAUUAUUCAAAGGGAAAUAUCACUAUAUUGGAGGCAGAUUUGUACCAAACAUUUUGCAUGAUAGAUAUAAACUUGAACUACCUGACUACCCAGGAACUGAUUGUUGUGUUAGAGUUGACAACUGAUGUGUUCAUACAAUGCUAAA